Molecule: messenger RNA, 2184 nt
Organism: Penicillium riverlandense
Lineage: Eukaryota; Fungi; Ascomycota; Eurotiomycetes; Eurotiales; Aspergillaceae
Product: P-loop containing nucleoside triphosphate hydrolase protein
Exons: 6
Coding region: 1-2184 (727 amino acids)
Biological process (GO): iron-sulfur cluster assembly
Cellular component (GO): cytosol
Molecular function (GO): iron-sulfur cluster binding; protein binding; ATP binding
Source: RefSeq, a predicted model, not a curated record
AUGGACCACAACCCCGCCGAGAACGACGAGGUCGUGUCUCAGUUCUGUGCCAUGACCGGCACACAACCUGCAGAGGCCCAGGAAUAUCUCAGCGCCAAUGGGUGGGACAUGGAAGCCGCCGUGACCGAGUUCUUCGCCGAGCAGGAUGAGGCCCUACAGGGCAUGAACACUGGGGGCGGCAGACAACUGGGUGCAGAGGGAUCUUCUGGUGCGUCUGCUGGCGGCCGAUCGCUAGGCGGAAAUGCCGCACCGGCUGGGUCCUCCGCCGCCGCCGAGUCUUCGUCUGCCUCGCGCGCACCACCGAAGAAGAAGUUCGCGACAUUGGGAGACUUUGCAUCUGGAGGUAGUGGUGGGAACUCAUCGGACGAAGACGACUCCACGGACCAGGAUUUCUUUGCGGGGGGUGAGAAGUCGGGACUGGCGGUGCAAAAUCCGGACGAUCUGAAGAAGAAGAUUCUUGAGAAAGCACGCCGAGCGCAGCCACCACCGUCAGACGAGCCCGAGGCGCGACGAUCAGCCUUUACAGGCACUGCCCGUACCUUGGGCGGAGACGAAGCCCCCAGCCGAGUGAUCGAAGACACCACCGCGCCUGCGCCACAGCGCGCACAGCGCGUUCAGCGGACCCUCCACUUCUGGGCGGAUGGCUUUUCUGUCGAUGACGGCGAGCUGUAUCGAUCCGACGACCCCCGCAAUGCUGAGAUUCUGGAAGGCAUCCGCCAAGGCCGUGCACCGCUCUCGAUUAUGAACGUGCAACCCGGACAAGAAGUGGACGUGGAUCUGAAGCAGCAUGAAGAGAAAUACGUGAAACCAAAGCCCAAGUACAAACCUUUCUCGGGAGCCGGACAGCGUCUCGGCAGCCCGACACCUGGGGUUCAAACCCAGCAGCCUGCUGCUGCGCCUGCCGCUGCUGCACCGGGACCCUCCACUACAGACGAAGCGCCGAAACCAGAGGUUGAUGAAUCACAGCCGACUUUGACGCUGCAGGUGCGUCUUGGGGAUGGCACGCGUCUGACAUCGCGGUUCAACGCUUCGCAUACCGUGGGAGAUGUCUACGAGUUUGUGACGGCUGCCAGCCCGGAUUCGCAGAUGCGCCCAUGGGUGCUGAUGACGACUUUCCCCAGCAAGGAGCUUGAUGACCGGAGUACUGCGCUGGGCGAUAUGCCUGAGUUCAAGCGCGGAGGUGUUGUGGUGCAGAAGUGGCAGCGACAUGCGAUUGAUAAGCAAGCCCGAUUCCCGAGAGGCGGCUCCCCACUUGAUCUGGAUUUCUUCCUACAUCUCUCUUGUGUCGCGGCCAUUGACUCUCUCAACAUGCCUCUGGACGGAGUCAAAAACGUCGUGCUGGUUCUCUCCGGCAAAGGAGGCGUCGGCAAAUCCUCUGUCACCCUCCAGCUCGCGCUAGCCCUCUCCCUCCAAGGCAAAUCCGUGGGUAUCCUCGACAUCGACCUGACCGGACCCUCGAUCCCGCGCCUCGUCGGCCUCGAAGAUGCGAAGAUCACCCAAGCACCAGGCGGGUGGUUACCGGUCGAUGUGCACCCUCCCUCCUUAUCCUCAACAGACUCACCACAAUCACAAUCACAAGCACAACUACCCCGCGGCUCCCUCCGCUGCAUGUCCCUGGGCUUCCUCCUCCGCGACCGCGGCGACGCAGUCAUCUGGCGCGGCCCCAAAAAGACAGCCAUGAUCCGGCAAUUCCUUUCCGACGUUUAUUGGGGUCCCACCGAUUACCUGCUGAUCGACACGCCACCGGGAACAAGCGACGAGCACAUCGCGCUCGCAGAACAGCUCCUCACCCUCUCCACCGCCGACGCGGCCACCGCGGCCCAGAAUCAGAUCCCCCGCCUCGCCGGCGCGGUGCUGGUCACCACGCCACAGGCGGUUGCGACAUCGGACGUGCGCAAGGAGGCUAACUUCUGCGUGAAGACUAGCAUCCCCGUCCUGGGGGUUAUUGAGAAUAUGUCGGGGUAUGCGUGUCCUUGCUGUGGGGAGUUCGGAGAGUUGGUAGAGGGAAGGAUGGAGGGUGGAGAUAGUGAAGAUGAUGAAGAAGAACAGGGAAAGCAGGUCGUUGAGCAGGAAGAGGAUACGCGCUUACUCGUUGAUCGGUACAAGGAGUGCUGGUCUUAUGCUCGCUUUGAGGAGUUUGCGCGCACGGUAAUAGGUGGUGUGGAGAACACUGCUGGAUCCUAA